UCGAGUGCUAUACAAAUAGGCUUGUACAUUGGUGAAUGUGUCCAGAUCACUUAAACUUAAGUUCUUAUGAACGUUGUGCUAUACAUAUAGACUUGCAGCCAUCAAUAAGAGUUUUUUUCGUUCCCUGUAACGGUAGUACGUUGUCAAAACGAAAUAAAAACCGGAUGAACUUUAAAAUGAAUCGUUUCUUUUAGCCGUAGACCUCCGUCAAGAAGCAUGGCUUUCGCAGGCAACACAUGGUGGACGUAUCUCAUAUUUUCGUUGAUCGCGACAUUUGCAUUGCUAGGCAACAGCCUGGUGUUGUUUGUCCUCCUCACGAAAAAAUCCUAUCUAAAACAGCCAUACAACAUCUUCAUAUUCAGCUUGGCUUUGACCGAUAUUUUAUCGGGAAUAUUCUUGGUGAUCAGUCGGUACCUAUACCUUCCACCUACGCCUGAGGGGGAGAUCCACCGGGAGGUGUUCUGCCGUACAAUAUGGUCUGCGUGGGUCUUGUUCACCUUGGGAUACAUAUCAAUCUACACGUGCACCGCUCUCACGUUUGAACGCUGGCUCGCCGUCACCAAGCCUCAAACGUAUCGCGCCGUCAGACCAGGGCAAGCGAUCAAAGCCGUGGUCUUCGUGUGGCUGUGGGGGAUAAUCAUCAACAUCACCACACUGUUCCGGGCAAAAUUCAUCCCCGAAAAGCAAUCAUGCUCAUGGACAUCACUGAGUGUGGCUAACGAGGUGUUUCCGUGGAUAGAUUUCACACUGCAAUCUAUUGUCCCGUUCGUAUCCAUGGUCCUCCUAUAUUUGCAUAUACUGCACACCAUGAAACGACUGCCGGUCAUGUCGGCUGAGCAUAACCCGAUUAAGAAAGUCACCAAAGUAGCGCUGGCAGCCUCAACAACGAUCAUAAUCGGUUGGAUUCCCAGCCGGGUAAGCUUUAUGUUGAGCAAAUAUGGCAUAGUCGAUCCAAACAGCUUGCUCCACUAUUGUCUCAUCAUGUUGUCGAUAGCCAACAGUUGCUGGAACCCAGCCCUCUACGGCAUCUACAGCUCGCAGUUCAGAACGGAGUAUGCAAAGUUGUACCGGAGGCUGUUUUGCCUGGAAAAACACCACGUGCCUGUCGUGGAGGGAGUCGUGAAUAAUGGUGCUCGAGAGCGAAGUUCUGGUUCGACUGGAACUCAAAGCACCACCAAAAAUACUCAACUUUGAGGUUUUGUAAAGGUCUGUGGCCGGUUGUAGCUAUAUAAAACUCUUUACAUUUUGCAAUUGAAUAGUUAAAUCCUAGUUAACUCAGAAAUACACGACUCUGGUUGGCCAAUUCUGUCCUUAACUACAAUUAAAAGUUAAUUAACUAGCCUUUUAUACAACUGGCCCCUGAUCACACGAUCCAGUUUUGUCGAAUCCAAUUCACUUCUGAGGUAUAGUAUGUAGUCUGUUUUCGAUAAAAAUUCUGCAUUGGUUUUAGCCAGCGAACUCUAUAAACCCAGGAACGAUAACUAACUGAUAUUUGGGCGCCAUCUUUGAAGCCAAUUUGAAGCCGAAUUGGCUACCAGUGCCAGACCCUUCCUAUUGUUUUUGCCGGCGCGAUCGUCGACCGUGAAAACAAAAAUAAUAGCAAAGGAUUGGCUCUGGUAUCCAUUUUGGCUACAUAAUGGUAUCAAAGACGGCGGCCGAGUUAUCGUUAGGGUCCAGCAUAGACAAUCAAGGUCACAUAGAGUCGACUCAGUGGUUUUAGUUGAUUUAUCACCUACAUACAUUGCACGUCAACAGGCUAUAAAACAUCAAUCUAAAGUGAAUGGGAUCCGAUAAAUUUGGAUCGUGUGAACACACUCUAAUACGAUAUUGAGAAAUGUGCUCGCACGACUUAGAACAAAAACGCAUUUAGAUCGAAAGUUAAUUGGUUGCUCUGAAUAACUUCAGAAAAGACUGUCCACUUUGAUUGUUGCGACGAUGUUACGGUUUACAACUAUUAUAAAUAGUUGCACUUGACACACUUUCCGGAAAUUGAAAUUUGGAAAUGGCUUUCAAACAAGAUUUGGCGGUGCUGAUGGGAUUCAUAGGUCUUAGUAAAACAUGUAUUAGUAUAUUCGUAAAUAAAAUAAUUAAAAUCAUUGAAAUGCUUAAAAUGUCAGUAAAUGAAUAAAAAGAAU
Dendronephthya gigantea is the source of this 2135-nucleotide messenger RNA. RefSeq names its product somatostatin receptor type 4-like. The record is from RefSeq and is a predicted model, not a curated record. Gene Ontology annotation, molecular function: G protein-coupled receptor activity. Gene Ontology annotation, cellular component: membrane. The transcript is spliced from 2 exons. The coding region runs from base 217 to 1194 and encodes 325 amino acids. Lineage: Eukaryota; Metazoa; Cnidaria; Anthozoa; Malacalcyonacea; Nephtheidae. Gene Ontology annotation, biological process: G protein-coupled receptor signaling pathway.